AUGACUGAAGCGGCUGCGAAUGGUGCCUCUAAAGCUGGCAUCGACUUUCUUUCAACCAAGCCUGCUCUCUUUUCCUCUUCUACCAAGAUCCGUAUAACUCAAUUAAAAACUAUUGACGAGAAGUUAAGGGACAAGACUAUCGAUCAGUCCUCAAUACCUACGCUACUCCAAUUACUUUUUGAUACCCACCGUUUAUACGAUGAUAGACCUUCUAGGAGAGCUGUCGAGUCUUGCCUUACUUCCGUCUUCGCGACAACUAGUGAUGCUAAAGUGUUGACGCCGUUUAUUACUUCUCUGCGACAGGAAUCUCAGAAGCCCGGAAUAGCCGCCAAGAGUGCUUUUGUCUUGGUCGAGUGGUGUUCCAUUCUCUUACAAGAACUGGCUGGCAAGCCUUUAUGGGACAAAUUCGGAUUGGAAAUUAUUUAUGCCGACGCUGCCGCCCUUGAAAAAUGCCUUCAGUCGACAACUAGGCCGAACGUCGCGCAGUCGGCUUUAGUGGUUACUCGUCGUGGUUUGCGCGCAGCGUUCUGGUGCGGCGAGUUUCGGGAGAAAGUGAUCCAGGACGCUGUGAAGGCCCUUACGACUAAAGGAGCUCAACCGACCGCGAGGAAUGCUGUCAUACUUGGCGUAAUCGCAGGAGUGAGUUAUCGACAUGCUGAAGCCAAGAAUAUAUUGACUACUACAAAGCCGGAAUAUUUUACUUUUUUCACUAGAGAGCUUGUAGGGUCUCGCACACCCGUCCCUGCUCAUAUUGCGACUGGCCUGGGUGAUUUCUUUUCCGAUUUUGUUACCCUAGACGAUUUGGAUAAGGACAUUAUCCCCCCUAUCGAAAAAGGUCUCCUACGUGCCCCAGAAGUGGUUUUGGAUUUAUUAGCAUCGUUGAUUCGGGCUCUCCCCAAAGACUUGGAUCUUUCGCAGGCUUUGAACGGACGUCUUCUGAAACCCCUACUAUCAAAUGCCAAAUCUAGUAAUCCAACAAUUCGCGACGGCGUUUUAGCCGCCUUUAGAGAGGUUGUGGCUCGCAGUCAUGAUGAAAAACUUACAGAUCAAGUUGCCGAGGAGAUUUUGAAUCCCCUUAAAUCUGGAAAACUGGCUUCUGCGGACCAUCGUAUUCUUCAUUCACAGAUGCUAGAUCAUGUGCCAUUAUCUAACUCGAUCGCAACCAAGAUAGCUACUGGUCUUCCUCCUAUCGCAACCAAAGAAGGAAAUGAAGGGGUUCUGGGGGCAGAAAUAUCUGUCAUUGGUAGAGCCGUCUCUUAUCUAUUGAAUGAUGGUACCGAUUUACCGAAGCCUGUCGUUGAUGCAUUUGUCAAAGGUCUCAGCGACAGAAAGAUACCUUCACGUAGAUUAUGGCUACUUCAAGCUGGAGAAGUCUUCGUGCCUUUUACCCAAGAAUCUCAGUCUGUCUCGGAAAAUGCAGCCAAGUUGAUCGAGGCUAUUUCAGGGCCGCUCGCAGAUACGUGGGCUGAAAUCACCAAGAAUCCGGCAGCGGCGGCCCAGAGCGGCUUGAUCGUAGGCGCAUACGUUUCUUCGGCUCUGUCCCUGCAAGUCUUGCCUAAGACCGAUGGUGUUACUGUUAAACCUACCCUCAAGAAGCCAGCUGUUUCAAAGGAAUGUCUUGUGGCCGAUCCCAAACCUUCAUUUCUUCUCAACCACCGAGUAUAUGGUCGACUAUCUACGGAAGACGAUGCGAGAUGGUUUCUGCGAGCGCUCGCAGCUAUCUAUAACGAUGUACCAAAAGCCCCUAAAAAUGUACAAGUAGUCUGGUUUCAAGCCCUCAUUUAUCUUGUAUCCUCAAUCACCGUACCUCCCCAGGUUCGCAAGGAGGCCAACGAAACUGUUUCGAGGCUUUACGUCCGAGACCCAUACUUCUUUGCGGAAAUUGCUAUCGACGGGUUAUGGCGGUGGAUCGAAUCAUCUCACAUGGAGGAUAAGGACAGUAUAGCAGCAAGCGCCAAAUUUGAAAAUGCUCAUUUGCAUCUAAUCCUUAGGUCAAUCUGUCUAAGUGAUGACGAAUUCAAACACUUGGGUGCCCAGAAAUCUCAAGAAGGAUUGGCCAAGCAGAUGUGCUCAUUACUCGUUAUCGCCCGGAACGAUUUGGUCCCCAGAGCAAGCUGGAUAGAUCUUUGUCUGAGAGUCGGCCUCGACCCUGGAAGCCUAGCCCAGAAAUACGAGGAGGAAUUACUACGGCAGGUAAUAGAAAAGACAAGUUUUGACCAGAAGUCGAGCGCAAUCAAGCAGGCUGCUUGUAACGCAGCAGCGGACCUCGCGUUUGUAGCACCGAAUACUAUGACACCAAAGAUCGUCGAGCUCAUCCGGGCAGAUCUAACGACGGAGGAGCUUAAAGAUAUCGGACCCGUCGAAGCGGCAAUAUUCCGAACUCCAGAGGGUACAGCCUUUAUUGACGUCCUCGCAAAAAAGCAGACGCUUCCGGAUAAGAACACUAAGGACUACGAUACGCUAAAAUGGGAGGAAGAACUCAGAAGUCAACUGGCUCAGAAAAAGGGACAGCAGAGGAAGCUUACUGCCGACGAGCAGGCUAAGGUUAAUGCUCAGCUAAAGAAAGAAUCUGAAAUUCGACGGAAGAUUCAGCAUCUGGAAUCACGGCUCAUACGCGGUUUCGGUAUCAUCAGGAACCUCGUCAGCAGCCCGCCGACAGAGCCGAACCUAUGGAUCGGUCCUUCAAUUAGCGCUCUGCUAGCAGCCUUGGAAGCUGGUGCGGGUCUCAUAACUGGUGAUGCUGGCCCUACGGCUUACUUGGCAUGUUCUGAUCGCGUCACUCCCCGACUAGGGGCUAUUCGGCCUUUCAUCGGUGUCGCAACUCUACGUGCUCUCGGGAUUACUUCUCUGCCGGAGAAUAUGACGGAGGAGGGCUUAGAGGAACUCGUAACGAGAGUCCUGUAUCGCCUUCGCUUCGCCGGCGAGCAGCGGCCAUUUGAUGCCAUAUCCGUGAUUUACAUGCUAUCUUUAGUAUUUGUGAUAUUACGAACGGGCGGCGUCGGAAAUGGUGCCGACGAGCGGGACGCACAGCUGGUGUUGGCGAUUGAAUUCCUUGCGUUCCAUACUCAUGUUUGCGCCGACGAGACAAUCCCACGUGCCGAUUUAAUAUCUACCCUGGUAUCCUCGAUGCAGCAAUAUAACCAGCACUAUAAGAUCAUAAAGGAUUGCUUUACGGAUAUGGUCCGCUGCGUUGCUCCGAACAUUAGUAUUCACGAGAUGACCGUCCUCGCGAAAGGUGCAAUUGUCCCGCAAGCUUCGGUCCGCGAGACUGUUCUGCAGUCGAUCAGUGCCGAUGUUGAUAUGAGCGAUCUCGAUUUCUCGGAGGAAAUCUGGAUCGCUUGCCACGAUGAUAUUCCCGAAAACGUCGACCUUGGUCACGAUAUUUGGGAAGAGAGCGGUUUUAAGCUAUCCAAAGAUGUUCCUUUUAAAUUGCUCCCAUAUCUCGAGAGCAAAGAUGCCCAGCUCAGGAGGGCUGCUGCACGGUCCCUCGCCGAGGCGUGCAAAGCGUACCCUUCAACCAUCGAUGACAUACUAGCAAAGCUCCGAUCUUCAUAUGUCGAAUUUGCUAAGCCUCGGGUUGCCCAGCUAGACGAAUAUGGAAUGCCUAAAAAAACUGAUUUAUCAGACCCCUGGGAAGCGCGACACGGUUUUGCGGCGGCAUUCAGAGAACUUGCCGCCCAUCUACAGAAAUCGCAGAUCGAUGACUUCUUUAACUUCCUCAUCGACGGUGGUCCUUUGGGCGACCGGAACGCUACUGUGCGCGGUGAGAUGCUUGAUGCAGCGCUUGUGGCUAUUGACCUCCACGGUAGAGCGCUCCUAGAUAAGCUUAUGAAGACAUUCGAGCGCACACUUGCUGCGCCAGACAAGGGUUCGGAGGCGGCAGAUCGUGUCAAUGAAGCGAUUAUCGUUAUGUACGGCGCUCUUGCUAGGCACUUGAAGCCCGGAGACGCAAAGAUCCCGGUUGUUCUGGAGAGGCUACUUACUACCUUGAGCACGCCGUCUGAAGCUGUGCAAUACGCAGUGGCAGAAUGCCUACCGCCUCUAGUACGGACCUGCGGCGACAAAUCAUCUAAAUAUUUCGAACAGCUCCUCGAUACGCUCCUGACAUCCAAGAAAUAUGCCGAAAAGCGAGGUGCCGCAUACGGGUUAGCCGGCUUGGUUCAGGGGAGAGGUAUCUCUGUGCUGAGAGAUUAUCGCAUCCUCGUUACGCUAAAGAGUGCAACCGAAAACCGUAAGGAACCUCAGCAGCGCGAGGGUGCGUUUCUCGCAUUCGAACUCUUUGCGAUACUCCUUGGUCGUCUGUUCGAGCCGUACGUCAUUCAGAUUGUACCCCAGCUUCUCUCUGGCUUCGGCGAUACCAAUGCAGAUGUGAGAGACGCAUGUCUAGCAGCAGCUAAGGCUUGCUUCGCGAAGCUAAGCUCGUACGGUGUUAAGCAGAUUCUGCCGACUCUUCUUAACGGUCUCGAGGACGAUCAAUGGCGUAGUAAACGUGGCGCGUGUGAUCUUUUGGGUGCUAUGGCGUACCUAGACCCCCAGCAACUUGCACAGAGCCUUCCCGAUAUCAUACCGCCGCUCACAGGUGUGCUAAACGACAGUCAUAAAGAAGUGCGAACAGCGGCCAACAAGAGCUUGAAGCGUUUCGGCGAGGUCAUCGAGAAUCCCGAAGUGAAGAGCUUAGUCGACAUUCUGCUUAAGGCUCUGAGCGAUCCUACCAAAUAUACCGAUGACGCUCUGGACGCGCUCAUCAAGGUACAAUUCGUCCACUACCUCGACGCGCCUUCGCUGGCUCUCGUUACCAGAAUUCUCCAGCGAGGUUUGGGAGACAGGUCCAAUACAAAACGCAAGGCUUCCCAAGUCAUCGGAAGCUUAGCUCAUCUGACCGAGAGGAAGGAUUUAAUUGCACAUUUGCCGGUCCUCGUGUCCGGGUUGAAAGUGGCAGCCGUCGAUCCGGUUCCGACGACGCGGGCGACCGCAUCCCGUGCGCUGGGCUCGCUGGUAGAGAAGCUCGGCGAGGAUGCCCUACCGGAUCUAAUUCCCGGACUCAUGCAGACCCUCAAGUCGGAUACGGGCGCCGGAGACCGUCUCGGUUCCGCUCAAGCUCUCAGCGAAGUCUUGGCGGGGCUUGGCACUACGAGAUUGGAGGAAACGCUUCCUACGAUAUUGCAGAACGUGGAGUCCUCCAAACCUGCCGUCAGAGAAGGUUUUAUGUCUCUAUUCAUCUUCUUGCCAGUCUGUUUCGGAAACAGCUUUGCCAACUACCUCAGCAAGAUCAUUCCUCCUAUUCUUGCUGGCCUUGCUGACGAUAUCGAAUCGAUCCGCGAGACCGCCCUCCGAGCCGGUCGGCUGUUGGUCAAGAACUUUGCCGCAAGAGCUGUCGAUCUUCUACUACCCGAGUUAGAGCGUGGUCUAGCAGAUGACAGCUACAGAAUCCGGCUGAGCUCCGUCGAGCUAGUCGGUGACCUGCUAUUUAACCUGACUGGUAUUAGCGGAAAGGCCGACGCGGAAGAUGAGGAAGAGAGCGCAAAGGAGGCAGGCGCAUCUCUACGCGAGGUACUUGGAGAAGAGAAGCGCAACAAGAUCCUCUCUGCUUUGUAUAUAUGUCGCUGCGAUACUUCCAGUGCCGUCCGAGCCGCUGCUGUAAGCGUGUGGAAGGCUUUAGUCGCUACGCCGAGAACUCUGAAGGAACUUACGCCGACUCUCACGCAACUAAUCAUUCGCCGCCUUGGCAGUUCUAACAUGGAACACAAGGUGAUCGCCAGCAAUGCCUUGGGAGAAUUGAUCCGGAAGGCUGGCGACGGCGUCCUAUCAAGCCUGCUCCCAACGCUCGAAGAAGGCCUCCAAACUUCGAUAGAUACGAACGCCAGGCAAGGAAUCUGCCUCGCACUCAAGGAACUUAUCGCAUCCGCUUCAGACGAGGCCCUCGAGGACCAUGAGAAGACAUUAAUAUCCGUCGUGCGAACGGCUCUAAUAGACUCUGACGAGGACGUUAGAGAAGCCGCUGCUGAGGCGUUCGACUCGCUGCAGCAGAUCAUCGGCAAACGAGCCGUCGACCAAGUGCUUCCACACCUCCUCAGCCUGCUGCGCUCUGAGGACGAGGCAGACAAUGCUCUGUCUGCUCUCCUAACCCUCCUCACCGAGACUACUAGGUCUAACAUCAUCUUGCCGAACCUCAUCCCGACACUACUCACCCCCCCUAUCUCCACUUUCAAUGCUAAGGCUCUCGCGUCUCUGUCUCGGGUGGCGGGCCCUGCUAUGAACCGGCGCCUACCGAGCAUUAUCAAUUCUCUCAUGGACAAUAUUGUGAAUGCCAAGGACGAUGAGCUCCGUACCAACCUCGAGGAUUCGUUCGACACGGUUAUACAGUCGAUAGACGACCACGACGGGCUCAAUACGGUCAUGAACGUCUUACUGCAGCUGGUUAAGAAUGAUGAUCACCACAAACGUGCUGUAACAGCAUCACGACUUGCCACAUUCUUCACUAGCUCUAGCGUAGACUACUCACGGUAUAACCAAGAUAUCAUUCGUGCCCUCUUGAUCUCGUUCGGCGACCCUGAUGUAGAGGUCGUCAAGGCAGCGUGGGCAGCGCUCAGCGAGUUCACCAAGAAGCUAAAGAAGGAAGAUAUGGAGGCCCUUGUGAUAUCUACAAGGCAAACAUUAUUGCAAGUUGGUGUCGCCGGCUCCAACCUACCAGGCUUCGAGCUUCCAAAGGGUAUCAACGCUAUCCUACCUAUCUUCCUCCAAGGUCUUAUGAACGGGACUGCAGAACAGAGAACUAGUGCCGCGCUCGCUAUAUCUGAUAUUGUCGAUAGGACAAGCGAAGCUUCUCUUAAGCCGUUUGUCACGCAGAUAACGGGCCCUCUCAUCCGUGUAGUAUCAGAACGAUCUACCGAUGUUAAAGCGGCCAUUCUUUUAACACUCAACAACCUACUCGAGAAGAUGCCGACGGCGCUCAAACCUUUCCUGCCCCAGCUCCAGCGGACGUUCGCAAGAGCGCUCGCGGAUACCGGCAGCGAAUUGCUACGGUCGCGGGCUGCCAAGGCGUUGGGCACUCUGAUCAAGUUUACACCGCGGGUGGAUCCAUUGAUUGCGGAGCUCGUCACUGGUUCUAAGACGUCGGAUCCAGGCGUCAGGACUGCUAUGCUAAAGGCUCUAUAUGAAGUUAUUAGCAAAGCAGGUUCUAAUAUGGGCGAGAGCUCGCGGACGGCGGUGCUAGGAUUGAUCGAUAUGGACACAGACACGACUGACUCGGCGAUGAUAGUGACCAAUGCUAAGCUACUCGGCGCGCUCAUUAAGAAUGUGCCUCCCGAGAUCGCGCACGGUUUGUUGAAGAACCGUGUGACUACAGGCCACUUUACCAGCGCGUCGGUUCUCGCGCUAAAUGCAGUAUUCGUAGAGUCGCCGCAGGCGUUAUUAGAGAGUCCAGUAGCAGAGGACCUGCCCGAUCUGCUCUGCCAAGGGAUGUCAAACAAGAACCUAUUCAUAGCAGAUAAUAGCAUUCUAGCAACGGGCAAAUAUUUACUAACAGACUCUCCAAAGUCUUUCGAAUCGACAAAACCGAUCUUCUCGACACUAGCCACCAUAAUCGGCCCUGGAAACCCGUCCGACUCCCGUCGUCUUGCGUUGGUAAUAGUACGCACCGUUUCGCGAGCCAACUUGGAUAUAGUCCGCCCUCAUCUCCCACUACUAGCGCCACCUGUGUUCGCGUCAGUGCGGGAUCCGGUGAUACCUGUUAAGCUAGCAGCCGAGGCGGCAUUUAUUGAACUAUUUAGCGUCGUGGAUGAAGAAGGCAAGGUCUUUGAAAAGUACAUUAGCGGCACCGGCGCAGAUCUACCGGCAAACACCAAGCGGAGCAUGCAAGAUUAUUUCAAGAGGGUGGCUGUCAGGCUCGGUAGCCAGGCUCGAGAAAGGAGAGAGGCAGAGGGUGGCCAAGGAGGAUUAGGGUUGAGCAACGACGAAGUAGAAGACGAAAAGGAGAUAUGGAGCGUUGGUGCUGUGGAGAUUGGAGGUGGUGUCUUCUCACAAGAUUAA
Molecule: messenger RNA, 8028 nt
Organism: Daldinia childiae
Lineage: Eukaryota; Fungi; Ascomycota; Sordariomycetes; Xylariales; Hypoxylaceae
Product: Translational activator GCN1
Exons: 4
Coding region: 1-8028 (2675 amino acids)
Biological process (GO): cellular response to amino acid starvation; regulation of translation
Cellular component (GO): cytosol
Molecular function (GO): protein kinase regulator activity
Source: RefSeq, a predicted model, not a curated record